This is a messenger RNA of Geosmithia morbida, 696 nucleotides long. RefSeq lists its product as uncharacterized. NCBI's taxonomy places the organism in Eukaryota, Fungi, Ascomycota, Sordariomycetes, Hypocreales, Bionectriaceae. The record is from RefSeq and is a predicted model, not a curated record. Bases 1 to 696 code for a protein of 231 amino acids. The transcript has a single exon.
AUGCGUUACUACGAAACAUUGAUGCUCUUGGUGGCCACUUCGGGCCUGGUCAAAGCUUCACACUCCAAUGCCUCUACUCCAUCGGUGCAAGUCCCCGCUUGUCCCAUCAAGGGAACCAUUACCUACACCAAGUCUGUCCCUAGCCAAACCGACGAUUUCGCUCUGACACAGGUGGACCUCUGCUACACAGCAAAUUCCCUGUCACUUACUCUUACGGCUUACAAUGAGACAAAUUUCUACUUCGAUGCGAGCCAGGAGAUAAAUGAUGACAUUUGGGAGUACGAGGUCAUGGAAGCUUUCAUCUACCAGGGCACAGACGACCCCCAGACAUACCUCGAGUUUGAGAUCAACCCCAACAAUGUGACAUACCAAGCCUUUGUCUUCAACCCGACGAAGACAAGAGCUGACGGAGCUCCAUUCGACCACUUCUUUGUUUCCGACCCAAAAACCGAUGGAUUCAAAGCAGCGACAAUACUUAACCGACCUGCCAAGAUAUGGACCAGUGAGGUCAGCAUACCCUUGGCUCUUUUCAAUGUCGAUGACGGAGCUGCGCUGGGUACAGAGUGGAGGAUGCAGUUUCUGCGGACAAUCACUAGCCCCGAUACAUACCCAGGCCAAGAACUUGGUGCGUGGAGCCCGCCCAACGAGGCCAAUUUCCACAUAACGAAAUACAUGGGACACGCUGUCUUUAUCUAG